Messenger RNA from Loa loa (African eye worm), 303 nucleotides. RefSeq lists its product as hypothetical. The transcript is spliced from 3 exons. NCBI's taxonomy places the organism in Eukaryota, Metazoa, Nematoda, Chromadorea, Rhabditida, Onchocercidae. The record is from RefSeq and is a predicted model, not a curated record. Bases 1 to 303 code for a protein of 100 amino acids.
AUGAACACUGAUAGCAAUGAUGCUGUCACUGAAAACUGUUAUGGUUCCUCUAAUUAUGAUAAUGAUGGUAGUAAAAGCAACAUCAGUAGUGUUGGUAAUCAUGACGACAAUAUUGUGAAUAGUUGUUGCCUUGUUUCGUCACCUGCUAAUAAUUUUCCAUGGAAUCCUAUUUGUCGAAAUAAUCAUUUCUAUAGUAAGAUUGUAUCAGUUCACGUCUGGUUUGCGAUACCAAUCUUGAAAGCGGAUUCGUUUACUUCGUGCAAAGUUAUUAUGGAUUGCUGUGAAAGUUCAGUAAUUUCAUGA